AUGGGGGAAAUACGAUGGAUUUUGGCGGUCGGAUCGGCUCUGAUCGCCUUCAAAUGCCUUCUGAUACCGGCGUACACUUCGACGGAUUUUGAGGUUUGUUUCUGGAGGUUUCUGGGGUAAUGCAGUUCUGAAGGUUUGGGUUACUGUAGAAGUACGGUAUUAUUAGCUAGAGAGCUGGAAAACUUAGUUUUUCAAGAUUACAGUUGUUUGAACUGUAGAUUACGGAAAGAGCCAAAAAUUGCAGUUUUACUGUAGGUUCCAGAAAGACAGAGUUACUGUAGAAUAAGAAGAGAAGUGUAGGAUUAGGUAAACAGGAUUGCUGUAGGUCCACCGCAACUGGAUGGCCGUGACGUGGCACCGACCGAUCGGCGAAUGGUACACGGAGGCCACUUCCGAGUGGACACUCGACUACCCGCCGUUUUUCGCGUUUUUCGAGCUCGCCCUGGCCAGAGCGGCACACUUUCUCGGGUACGGUACUCGCAGGAUUACUGCUGUCGACUUUGCAAAACUGAAACAAUUUCAGAAUAGAUGAGAUUCUGGAGAUAUCGAGCACGCCGAAAAUGUCACCCGAAAUCCGCGUGUUCCAGCGACUUUCCGUCAUUUUUACCGAUGUUUUCUAUGUAAGUCACACACGGUUUGAAAAUGUUCGAGUCAUGAAGCAAAUAUUGUUCAGAUCCUCGUGUGCGCCCUCUACUCGUUCCGGUCCCAUCGGUUGACCGCACGGAUCCCGCUGAAAUUGCGCCAAAACGCCCGUGAGGCCUGUUUCGUGCUGCUGACGUCACUCCAGGCACUGCUCCUCGUCGAUUCCGUUCAUUUUCAGUACAAUUCGAUGCUCACCGCCUUUUUCCUGCUCUCCCUCUAUUUUGUGGACUCUGGAAGGCUCUUGGCGGUUGGUGAUGGUCUAAAUAACGGAACGUUAGGCCAUAGAGGACUGGGUGCCUGAACCUUGGGCUUAGUUGCACUUUUCCGAUCGGACAGGCAUUAUGGACUUGGAUUGAAGUGGCUUGGGUCCAAGUUUCAGGCCGAUCGUUCAGUCCCCCGGUCGCUAGCUGGCCUAUCUUUCCAAGUGGCUAUUCUAGGCCACCUCGCAGAUUUGAAUAGUCUUUCCUAACUUUCCUCUUCUAGGCCGCCUUCACCUUCUCGGUGCUGCUCAACUUCAAGCACAUUUACGUGUACUACGCCUUCGGAUACGUCUUCUACUACAUGGCCGCCUAUUUUCAGUACUCUGGAUCGGUGCUCGGCGAAAAUGUGCCGAAAGGUUCCGGAAAACCCGUGUACUGACAAUAUCCAUUUAAUUGCAGCGCUCCUCCUCGCCGUCUCCCUCCUCGUCCCUUUUGCACUCUCUCUCCUCCCCUUCUUCAUUUUCGGCGGUGGUCCCAGUGGCUCCGAAUCCCUCCGACACAUCGCCGUCCGCCUUUUCCCCGUCUCCCGUGGCCUUACCCACGCAUUCUGGGCGCCCAACUUCUGGGCCCUCUACAAUUUUGCCGAUCUCAUCCUCUACCGCAUCCUGACCCUCUUCAAAGUUGGCAAUUUUCAACCGCCCACGUACACUUCCGGUCUGGUACAAGAAUACGCGCAUAGCGUACUGCCGAACGUCUCCACUUUGGGAACUUUGUGUCUCGUGACCGUUUCGUCUGUUGUGGUCCUUAUUGGACUGGUGAUCCGAAGACGAAAAGGUUGGCGUUGGCUAGUAAACGUUUUAGUUGAAAUCGGUGCUUCCAGACUCGAACCUUCCGGAUUUCUCGCUUUUCGCCGUCCUCGCCGCCCUCUCCUUCUUCUACUUUGGAUAUCACGUUCACGAGAAGGCCAUCAUUCUCGUCGCCGUUCCGAUGACGGUUUUCGCGAUUAAGGUGAGCACUGGAAACAUGUGGAAAGCGCAAACGGAACGCGUUUUUAAUUUUUAACACUAACUGACACUUGCUGGUCGUCUCGAGACCCAUCGAUGAUAAAAAAUGCGAUUUUAUGAACGUGCAAUAUACAAAACCGGUCGUUUCACUUUUCCUUCCCUUGAUUAAAUACUGUAAAGCCAAAAAUCGCCCAGUUGUUCUCAACGUUUUUGUGUGAAAUCUUGACGCCUAGUGAAACUUUUUCAAUGUUUGUUGUAUAUUGUACGUUCGGAAAACGUAUUUCCCGCAAUUGUCUAUUCUCCUUUCAGGACCCCAAAUACCUGCCUCACCUCGUCCGUCUCUCCACAAUCGCCUCGUUUUCCCUCUUCCCGCUGCUCUUCACUCCGCUCGAAAUCCCGCUCAAAUAUGCCAUUUGCGCCGCCUAUUUCCUCCUUCAACUCGUCGUUUUAAAGUGAGAAGUCAGCCCGUUUCUCUCAAAAAACACUUAUUCCAGACGAUUCACUAGAAUUUCGCUCUGGGACCUUUUGCCGACGCGCCAUUUGAUGGGAUUCGCAAUUCUCGCCCUCGCGGAAGUCUACAACACUUUUGUGCAUCAGGUACCUACCGUACUCCUUCUCGCUACAAUACCCUCUUCUUCUACAGUACCUCUUCUCCACGCGACUCCCAUUCGCCCCUCUUAUGGCCAUCUCGGUGCUCAACGCCGUCGAGCUCACCGACUUUUUCGGUUCGCUCAUCUGGAGCACCUUCCUCGACGGCCUCCUAGAAACCACGUGGCACAAGGCGACGUGCCGCCUACGCGAACAGCUCAUAAUCGACGCGACGUACUCGGUGCAGACGGUCGACGACGUCGAAGAAGUGCAACUCGUCGCUGGCGUCGACGUCUCCGCCAGCAAAACCAAUCAGGACCUGGUGGUCGUGUCGUUGAGUGUCUGGAAGUUUCCGCAAUGCGAGCACGUGGCUACAGUAGCUGAUACGCGGUGCCUACGACUACCCUACAUCCCGCAGUACCUGGCGGUGCGGGAGGCGCAAGUCGUGGCCGAGUUUGUGAAACAAGUGCUGGAAGAGCGGCCGCAGUUGAGGCCCGACGUGCUCAUGUGCGACGGAUUCGGACAGUUUCAUUCAAGAGGUAAAGAUAGAAAGAGUCAGGGCAGGGAAACAAAAAGUUUCAGAGACCUAGUCAAGUUGGCCUUACGGAACAAACGUACAUAGCUAAAAAGAUUGUAACGAGAGGAUUCCAAAUGUAUUCUUGAAAAACUCAUCUGAAACAUGAUUUAGAGGUCGGUAGCAAAAUUGAAGAACACGUUUCGAGAAUCCUCUUGUUAAGAUCUUUUGAUCCAUGUAGGUUGUGUGCCGAUAAGCCAACUUUUCUGUAGACAAUAAUGAGUCAAACCCCCAUCGAUUCCAGGUUGCGGAAUGGCGUGCCACGUGGGCGCCCUCACCGGAAUCCCGACAAUUGGAAUCGCGAAAAAAUCUGGCGCUCCACGACGUCUACGAGACUGUGGGAAUGGCGAACAAGACGAGAGUUGACGAAUUUGUGGACAGCAUUCGAGAAGUUUGAAAAACGCUAAAACCGCUUUGAAUUCCCGUCAAUUUAGGCAUUCAAAUCGAACAAAACGCCAGGAUUUGUGCCGUUCGAUAUUGUCGAUCCGGUCAAACUGAACGUGAUCCGAAUGGGCGGCUCGAUGAGCGGCGUUUUUGUGUCCGCCGGUUACGGUAUCGAGUUGGAUCUCGCCACGCGGAUAUCGAUUGGAAUGCUCGCGAAUAACACGACUUGUGAACCGAUCAGAGCGGUACAGAAUUUUCAGCAAAAAAAUUGGAUCAAAUUGAAAUCGGCUAACUUUUAGGCGGACCUCUCCUCACGGGAACGCGUUCGACACCAUUUCGACGGCGAAAAACACGAUUAA
This is a messenger RNA of Caenorhabditis sp. 36 PRJEB53466, 3751 nucleotides long. The record is from the annotation of a GenBank genome assembly. Lineage: Eukaryota; Metazoa; Nematoda; Chromadorea; Rhabditida; Rhabditidae.